This is a messenger RNA of Colletotrichum truncatum, 1314 nucleotides long. RefSeq names its product copii-coated vesicle membrane protein. Gene Ontology annotation, biological process: endoplasmic reticulum to Golgi vesicle-mediated transport; retrograde vesicle-mediated transport, Golgi to endoplasmic reticulum. Gene Ontology annotation, cellular component: endoplasmic reticulum membrane; endoplasmic reticulum; COPII-coated ER to Golgi transport vesicle. The record is from RefSeq and is a predicted model, not a curated record. Lineage: Eukaryota; Fungi; Ascomycota; Sordariomycetes; Glomerellales; Glomerellaceae.
AUGCCGGCGAAGUCGAGAUUUACAAGGCUUGAUGCCUUUACAAAGACGGUCGACGAGGCACGCAUUCGAACUACCUCCGGCGGAAUCGUCACCAUCGUGUCGUUGAUUGUCGUUUUUUGGCUGGCUUGGGGAGAAUGGGUCGACUACCGGAGGAUAGAGAUCCAUCCUGAGCUCAUUGUCGAUCAGGGAAGAGGCGAACGCAUGGAGAUUCAUCUCAACAUGACGUUUCCCAAAAUGCCCUGCGAACUUCUUACCCUCGAUGUUAUGGAUGUUUCUGGCGAGCAGCAGCACAGUGUUAUUCACGGUGUCAGUAAGGUUCGCCUUCGCUCUCAAAAGGAGGGAGGCGGCGUCAUUGAUGUCAAGGCCCUGAACCUCCACUCUCGCGAAGAUUCCGCCCAGCACCUGGACCCCAACUAUUGCGGCCCCUGCUACGGCGCCCCGGCUCCCGCGAACGCGCAGAAGCCUGGCUGCUGUAACACCUGCGAGGAAGUUAGGGAGGCGUAUGCGCAGGCCUCGUGGGCCUUCGGUAAGGGCGAAAAUGUCGAGCAGUGCACUCGCGAGCAUUACGCCGAGAAGCUGGAGGAGCAGCGCCAGGAGGGAUGCCGUAUUGAAGGCAGCCUGCGUGUCAACAAGGUUGUUGGAAACUUCCACCUUGCCCCCGGCCGCAGCUUCAGCAACGGAAAUAUGCACGUUCACGACCUCAAAAACUACUGGGACACUCCUAGCGAUGCCCAGCACGAUUUCACCCAUAUCAUUCACACUCUCCGCUUCGGUCCCCAGUUGCCUGAUGCCGCCACCAAGAAGAUGUCAAAGCGAGCCUACCAGUGGACUAACCACCAUGGCAACCCGCUCGACAACACCCACCAGGAGACCAAUGACCCCAACUACAACUUCAUGUACUUUGUAAAGAUCGUGCCCACUUCAUACCUUUCGCUUAACUGGCAGAAAACGGCCUCUGUCGGGCAAGAUGAAAGCUAUGGGCUGGGUCUACUCGGUCAUAUGGGCGAUGGCAGCGUUGAGACUCACCAAUAUUCUGUGACGAGCCACAAGCGUAGCUUGGCUGGCGGUGAUGACUCUGCAGAGGGCCAUCAAGAGCGCCUUCACUCCCGGGGUGGUAUUCCAGGUGUCUUCUUUUCCUACGACAUCUCCCCCAUGAAAGUUAUCAACCGCGAGGAGCGCGCAAAAACGUUCACUGGAUUCUUGACUGGGCUUUGCGCCAUUGUCGGUGGUACUUUGACUGUCGCUGCUGCCGUUGAUCGCGGUGUCUUUGAGGGAGGACUGCGCAUCAAGAAAAUGCGCUCCAAGGACCAGUAG